GCAAUGAUUAAAGUACUAGUUAAGUAAUCUCAUUUCGUUGCAAUGUUCGUACCGUUUGUGGUAUUUUGGGCGUUAAUUUCGGGUGGAAAUUGUGCCAGAAUACUGGGAAUUAUUGCAUUUCCAUCCUACAGUCACCAGAUCGUGUUCCAGCCGUUGUGGCGGGAGUUAUCGCUACGUGGGCACCAGGUGACCACACUCACGACCGAUCCGAUAAACGACGCCAAGCUGACGAACCUAACGGAAAUAGACCUUCGCUUUUCGUACGAAGUCUGGCGGUCAGCUUUGGCGGAAGUAAUCGAUGGCAGCCAAAUCCAUUUUGUCAAAGUGCUCAGGACGGCGACGUUGGCUAUGCAGGAGAUUUCGCGACGGCAGCUAGCGCAUCCUAGUGUGCAGGGUUUGAUACACGGAGACGUUUCUUUCGACUUGUUGGUCGUGGAGUACUUCCAACCCAGCAUGUUCGCCUUCGCCGAGAGGUUCAGGUGCCCGCACAUCGGGGUGCUCUCUUUGGACGCGCCGAGUAACAUCUUGAAGCUAAUCGGUCAGCCCAUUCAUCCGGUGGCCUACCCGGACUACAUGCUGUCCUUCACGGAUCACUCCACGUUUUUUAAACGGAUGAAAAGUAUCGCGUAUUCCUUGUAUGCCGAAUAUGUGUUCAAUUACUAUUUCUACUCCCUCCAGCAGGAGCUCGUCGAAACGGCUUUCGGCUCGAAUUAUUCAUCUUUGGCGGAGGUAGCAAAAAAUGCCAGCCUCUUUUUCACAAAUUCCGAUCCCAUACUUUACAAACCCAAACCGUUCCUUCCAAACGUCAUCCCAAUAGGCGGCGGAUCCGAUCGGUUUCCAUCCGCUCCACUUCCAAAUAAACUAGUUGGAGUAUUAGACGCAGCGUCAUCUGGUGUCAUCUACUUCAGCCUGGGAACGAACGUCAACACUGAAAAUUUACCAAACGAGACGAGGAAGGCGAUUCUGGAAGCGUUCGCCGAGUUUCCCUACACGGUGCUGUGGAAAUGCGACUUCGAUCACGUACCAGACAAGCCUAAAAACGUCCACGUCUCCAAAUGGUUCCCCCAAAAAAACGUGCUAGGUCAUCCCAAUGUCAAGCUAUUUAUAACCCAAGGAGGCCUACAAUCGGUGACCGAGGCGAUUUUGGCCCACGUUCCCAUGAUAAUCAUACCGUUCUUUGCGGACCAGUUCGGCAACGCGCAAAGGAUGCUGGAGAGAGGCGUCGGACUGUCGCUCGACUACACCAAUUUGCAAAAGGAGGAAUUUAAGUCCGCGAUAAGGGAGGUUAUAACUAACCCCCGGUACAAGCAGAAGGCCACCGAACUGGCAGAAUUGGCUAAGGAUCAGCCGAUGACGGCACUGGAACGCGCCAUCUGGUGGACGGAAUACGUGUUACGCCACAAGGGGGCCAAGCAUCUCCGAAGCCCAUUUCUGGAGAUCCCCACCUACCAGUAUUUUCUGCUGGAUGUCAUUUGCGUUUUGCUUCUGAUCCUCACGGUAUUAUCAUGCGUGGCGUAUGUCCUUUUUAAGCUGGCACUCAGGCUAGCUAUACGGACUUGUGCUCUCGGACGCAAGAAACAGAAGGACCAAUAGAUUUGCGGACGAUCGAGGACUAUGACGCACCCAUCACGUUUCUUCUGCAACAGUUAAUCCAGAAACUAAACCUGCUCCGUUAAAUUCCUUAGGCUAAUCUGGCGACACGUGGGAUACCUACGACAGAGACCUUCCAUGAACGUCUUCCAGCAACUUUCAAACACCCAAGAAAUGAACGAACUCUACAGACGAUUCGGACCCUUCGACCUUUUUCUCCAGAUAGCUUAGGUAUCCCCUCAAGAUAUCUUUCGAAGAGUUUCUCUAGAAAUCCAGCCAAAGGCUCUUCAGGCGACCGACAACCUCCAAGAAACUGUUUCACAUUACACUGACACAGUUUGGCACCUUUAUAUUAAAUACAUAAUACAUACCCAUC
This is a messenger RNA of Photinus pyralis (common eastern firefly), 1966 nucleotides long. RefSeq names its product UDP-glucuronosyltransferase 2B20-like. The record is from RefSeq and is a predicted model, not a curated record. Bases 43 to 1593 code for a protein of 516 amino acids. The transcript is spliced from 5 exons. NCBI's taxonomy places the organism in Eukaryota, Metazoa, Arthropoda, Insecta, Coleoptera, Lampyridae. Gene Ontology annotation, molecular function: UDP-glycosyltransferase activity.